Messenger RNA from Elaeis guineensis (African oil palm), 532 nucleotides. Its product is annotated as RING-H2 finger protein ATL52-like. NCBI's taxonomy places the organism in Eukaryota, Viridiplantae, Streptophyta, Magnoliopsida, Arecales, Arecaceae. Gene Ontology annotation, biological process: protein ubiquitination. Gene Ontology annotation, molecular function: transferase activity. The record is from RefSeq and is a predicted model, not a curated record.
UCCAAUGCCUUCACCACAACCCAAAAGCGACUCCCCGGAUUCUCACUACUUUGCACUCACCAUCGCCGUGGUUGCCAUCAUAGUUAUACUAUCAAACUUGAUAGCCUUUGCAUGCUGCUCCCCAUGUCACUUUGUUGAAUAUCUCCGGAGGUUAUUCCGGCGACCUGAGGUCUCGACCGGUGAAACCAACAAUGACAAACCUGCCAAAAUUAUUCCAGCACUGAAGUAUGACAAUGAACAGGAUGAAGAGAAUGCAUCUGAUAGUGGGUGUUCGGUGUGCCUAUCACCUUUCGUGGAUGGAGAAUAUAUCCGGCAGCUGCCGCCAUGCAAGCACACCUUCCAUGCACCUUGCAUAGAUAUGUGGCUCUACUCUCACUCCAGCUGUCCCCUUUGCCGUGCCAGCGUUCCAGUACGGCCUCCUCGCCGCCCGACUGCUGCAGCUGGGGUGGACCCCGGACGACAACGCGACAUCGAAUACAGCAACAUGGUCGGCAUCGUCGGUGAUCUGGUGUGACAUGGUGACCAGGGCGGC